Lodderomyces beijingensis is the source of this 1323-nucleotide messenger RNA. Lineage: Eukaryota; Fungi; Ascomycota; Pichiomycetes; Serinales; Debaryomycetaceae. The record is from the annotation of a GenBank genome assembly.
AUGUCGAGCCAGGAAUCCGAGGCAGAGAAAAACAUUGAGAUUUGGAAAGUCAAGAAAUUGAUCAAGUCGUUAGAAUUAGCUAGAGGUAACGGUACAUCCAUGAUCUCGCUAGUGAUACCUCCUAAAGGCCAAAUCUCGUUGAUACAAAAGAUGUUGACUGAAGAAUAUGGUACUGCUUCCAAUAUCAAAUCUCGUGUCAACAGACUAUCCGUGUUGUCGGCCAUUACGUCAACACAGCAAAAAUUGAAAUUGUACAAUAAUGUUCCCAGAAACGGACUCGUGGUCUACUGUGGUGACGUUAUAACGGAAGAAGGCAAAGAAAAGAAACUAAACAUUGAUUUCGAGCCUUUCAAACCUAUAAAUACUUCCUUGUACCUUUGCGAUAACAAAUUCCACGUUGAAGCUUUAAACGAACUAUUGGAAAAUGACGACCGAUUUGGAUUCAUCAUCAUGGACGGUAAUGGUGCUCUUUUUGGUGCCGUUAGUGGAAACACUAGAGAAGUCUUGCACAAGUUCACCGUUGAUUUACCUAAAAAGCACGGUAGAGGUGGUCAAUCAGCGGUGCGUUUUUCGCGUUUGAGAGAGGAGAAAAGACACAAUUAUGUGCGUAAAGUUGCCGAAGUGGCAGUUCAAAAUUUCAUCACUGCCGACAAAGUCAAUGUCAAGGGUUUGAUUCUUGCUGGUUCCGCAGAUUUCAAAAACGAAUUGUCCAAAUCCGAUUUGUUCGAUAACAGAUUGCAAGCAAAAGUCAUCAAGAUUGUGGAUAUUUCUUAUGGUGGCGAAAACGGGUUCAACCAGGCCAUCGAGUUGUCGGCAGAGACUUUGGCCAACGUCAAAUUUGUCCAAGAGAAGAAGUUGUUGAAUGAGUAUUUCGAAGAGAUAUCGCAGGAUACCGGCAAAUACUGUUACGGUAUAGAAGACACAUUGAAAGCAUUGGAUUUGGGCGCAUGUGAGCGGGUCAUUGUCUAUGAAAAUUUGAACAUAAUAAGAUACACACUCAAGGAUAUCGAAGGAGAAGAAGUUGUAAAACACGUUAACCCAGAAUUGCCCGAUAAGUCAUGGCAAGAAGAUAAGAAAACCGGUACCGAUAUGGAGAUUGUCAAAGACGAAUUGUUUUUGGAAUGGUUGGCUGAAAACUACAAGAGCUUCGGUGCCGAGUUGGACUUUGUCUCUGAUAGAUCUUCCGAAGGUGCUCAAUUCGUGCAGGGUUUUGGUGGUGUUGGUGCUAUAUUGAGAUACAAGGUGAACUUUGACCAAUUGGCCGACGAGGAUGAUUCCGAUGAGGAUGAAUACUAUGAUGACGACGAGGAUGACUUUAUUUAG